AGAAAAAAGGCUAUUUGAUGUAGAUAUAUUUCUGUAAUAUGACAGUUCAUGCGGUCGUAAAAUCACAAUGAGAUAUUUUUGCAUAUUUUAAUUUUUUUUUUAAGUCACACAUUGGAUAAAAGACUGAAAAUGAAUUUCUUAAAUAUCUCUGGCUUGGAUGAUGAGAUGGAGACGGAAAACAUCUCUUCUAAUUCCACCUCUGGGAGCCAGUACAGUCAGCUUGCGAUCUGGGGUCUGGCAGGACUUGUCAGCUUUUUGAUUUUGUUUACAAUAGUAGGGAACGUGCUGGUCGUUAUCGCCGUUUUAACGAGCAGAGCUUUGAAACCGCCCCAGAAUCUUUUUUUGGUCUCCCUAGCCAGUGCGGACAUUCUGGUAGCCACGCUGGUCAUGCCUUUUUCUUUGGCAAACGAACUUAUGGGCUACUGGUUUUUUGGCAAAGUCUGGUGUGACAUCUACCUUGCACUGGAUGUUUUAUUCUGCACCUCAUCUAUUGUUCACCUGUGCGCCAUCAGUCUGGACAGGUACUGGUCAGUGACGCAGGCAGUAGAGUACAACUUAAAGAGGACGCCCAAACGGGUCAAAGGGAUGAUUGUGGUGGUUUGGUUGAUCUCAGCUGUCAUCUCCUUUCCUCCAUUAAUAUCAAUGGAUAGGAGCAGCAGUGAGGCCAACCCACAGUGCAGGCUGAAUGAUGAGACAUGGUACAUACUCUACUCCAGCAUCGGCUCAUUCUUUGCACCCUGUGUCAUCAUGAUCUUGGUCUAUAUUCGGAUUUACCAAGUGGCCAAAACCCGGACCAGAACCAUGUCAGAGAAGAAGAGGGAUGUGGAUUCAUCGCUGGAGAAUGGGCUGGAGCAACCUGAAGCCAGCAGAGGCGGCUCAUUAAAGUCUAAUCAGGGUGGGAGUAUAAAAGACCAGGAACGUGAGAAUGGGCACUGCCAACAACAAACAAUUGGAUCACCUUUGCCUAAUGAACCAAAACAUCCACCAACAGACCACGACGACGACUUUGAUGACAGCAGCUCAUCAGACGAGAAACCGAAAAAAAAUUCCACUUCCUCCUCCAAACAGCACAAUGACAACAAAAAAGACAGGAAAUCCAGCCGUAAAAGUAGCUCUGCCUCCAAAUACUCAAGCAGGAAGUCACGUGCCAGUUCCAAGUCCAUGGAGCUGUUCUCAUCCCGCCGGAAACGCCGGAGCACCGUCAACCGGAAGAAAGUGUCUGCCGCCCGGGAGAAACGCUUCACCUUUGUCCUCGCUGUGGUCAUGGGCGUUUUUGUCGUCUGUUGGUUCCCUUUCUUCUUUUCCUACAGCCUGUAUGGAAUCUGCCGGAAACCCUGCGAGAUCCCGGAGACGCUGUUUAAAUUCUUCUUCUGGAUUGGCUACUGUAACAGCUCUUUAAACCCAGUCAUCUACACUAUCUUUAACCAGGACUUCCGGAGAGCCUUCCAGAAGAUCCUCUGUAAGUCAUGGAAGCGCUCCUUCUGA
Messenger RNA from Myripristis murdjan (pinecone soldierfish), 1485 nucleotides. It is a transcript of the gene adra2c, whose product is annotated as adrenoceptor alpha 2C. The record is from RefSeq and is a predicted model, not a curated record. Lineage: Eukaryota; Metazoa; Chordata; Actinopteri; Holocentriformes; Holocentridae. Gene Ontology annotation, molecular function: alpha2-adrenergic receptor activity; epinephrine binding. The transcript has a single exon. Gene Ontology annotation, cellular component: plasma membrane. Gene Ontology annotation, biological process: regulation of smooth muscle contraction; regulation of vasoconstriction; platelet activation. The coding region runs from base 130 to 1485 and encodes 451 amino acids.